Messenger RNA from Scleropages formosus (Asian bonytongue), 1649 nucleotides. It is a transcript of the gene c15h3orf52, whose product is annotated as chromosome 15 C3orf52 homolog. The transcript is spliced from 9 exons. The record is from RefSeq and is a predicted model, not a curated record. Lineage: Eukaryota; Metazoa; Chordata; Actinopteri; Osteoglossiformes; Osteoglossidae. Bases 246 to 1160 code for a protein of 304 amino acids.
ACUCGCUCCCUCGCUCGCUCGCUCCCGCCUGGCCAAGGAGUGUGCAAAAGCAAACUUCUGCUUCGGCCGGGGGUUAAAUUCGCAAAGGGCUGGGCGACAGCAGGUGUUGCGCUCAAGUUGUUCGCGGCCGAAGUGUGACGAGCCAGGCGCGCGCUUCCGGGUACGCGCGGCUCUCUGAUCCCAUCCCGCGGCGCGCGGCGCAAGGCACUCGUUCACACCUCGUUCAAACUUCACGCAGUACGAACAUGAGCGAAUCGAUAGAGUUGGAGAAGUUGGAAAGGGCGCAGGAGGGAGCGGGAGAGCCGCUGGAUAACAACAACUGUGGAGAGGAACGCGGUCACGGUGCCAAAGCGCAGGCAAACGUGGAUGGCUUGUGCCCCCCGGUUACCCCAGAAGAGGAAAUCGAGUCACUCUUGCCCGCACAGGGUGCUGCAAGCAAUGGGUCUCAACACACUGCGGAAAGCCACGUCAUGAUCAGCGUUGAUCCACAAACAGUUCAUGCACAGGAGAGCAGAAGACAGAGGAGCAGAAAGAACAAGGAGAUACAGUGGAUCACUGCAAGUCUGAAUGAAAUAGUCUUCUGGAAGCUAAAGUUGUGGAUGAUCAUAGUCAUCAUCUUCCUGGUCAUCGCUCUGGUCAUCAUACUUUCUCUGGUCCUUUGUUCAGUGAUAUAUGAAGACGAGGACGAGAAGUUCGACAGGGACUUGUUCACUGUCCCAAUCUUCUAUUCUGGGACAUUCAAACUGGUCAAUCAGGAGUUCACAGAGGAGCUGCUUUCCACAUUGUCUCCUCAGAGCCAGAACCUGUCAGCCCAACUCAGGGAGAAGCUGUCUGACCUCUACUCGUCCUCUCCAGCCCUGGGACGAUAUUUCUUUGGUGCUGGUGUGUCCUUAUUCAGGUAUGACCCUCACAAGUCUGCUCAUCUGAACACCUGGACACUGAGAACACACAACGUCAGCAUCAUGGCCCAUUACUGGCUGAAGUUCCAGCUGCCCUCAGAGCAUGUUGACCUGUUGCAGUAUACUGUGAGCAAGGAAAUGGUGCUCAAUGUUCUACGGCAACACCUCUAUGACAAGGACACCGACCUUCAGGACUCACUCUACAUAGAUCCCACCUCAUUGCAUAUGGAUGCUGGGCGUAGCAUUUUGACGGAGAAGUGAAAUGUGACCCUGUUUUGCCUUGAAAAGUUUUCAGUACCUGAAAACAUGUUUUAGAAACUUCUCUAAAUAGCGGAGGGCCAUGCUGGAAACCAAAGCUUCUGACCUUCUGCCUCGCCAUUUCCUUCGCGAUUGCUGUAAGGAGCCUGCACCCAAUACACAUUUUCCGUGUGUCUGCACUCUCCAGGAUUUUUUUCAUCAUCAUGAAUUUUAUACUUUUUGAUACAUCCCAGACUCAAGUAUUUUUCACAAUCAUUCAAGGAAAUAUUUGUUUCGUCAGUAUGGUUUUAAAAUAAAAUGGGUAUGUUUUUUGGUUCCACUUUUCCUGUGUGUGAGCAUGCACAUAUGUGUAUAUGCAGAGAUCAACAUGACCUUUGGAUGGCAGGUGUUAAUUUAAAACCUGUAAAUUAUUGAUUGAAUUCCCUUGUCGUAUGUGUUGGUGCCAAAACAAAUCUGGCAGCUUGCAAUUUUACAGUGGAAUUAUUUGAAUGC